AUGCGGUCUUCUCAGUAUAUCCCUUUUCUCUUGCCUUUCGCGAUAGCUUGGCCGUAUACAAAGCAUCAGGGCUACGGGACUUCCUCGACUCAGCUUCACGAGAAUCUCCAGGAUGCGUGGUAUACUAAGUAUACCAAGGACAACCGAAGUGAAGUGAACACACUAUCAACGAAGAACAGACUCGUGACACCCAAUGACCCCACGAGUGUCUAUAGCUGCGUCGGACCAAAGGCCGAGGACUUCCCUGGGCAAGACGAAUGGCUGACUUUCGAUCAACUCUGGGAAAUCAACGAGCCCGUCAUCGAAAAAGCGAACAGAGCCUCCACUUAUAAUGAUGACCUCCAGGCCGCCAUCAAGGAAGUUGCUUCCGAUAGCAAAGUCGACGCACGCUUGAUCCUGGCUCUUAUCAUGCAGGAAUCGAGCGGCAACGUCACUAUCCACUGCACCGAGUCCACCGCCUGCGGGCUUAUGCAACACCGCGGCUCCCACCCCUUCUCCCCUUCCUCUCCCAAAUCUGGCAUCAAAAGCAUGAUUGAAGAUGGAGUCUACGGUACGCCCCAGGUCCCGGGCUUCCUGUCUUACUUUAACUGCGACGCCUCAACCCCUGCCCCUUCGGAACUGACCUGGGUCAAUACCCAGCUUAUCAAGGGGAAUCCGUAUGCUGCUGCUCACGUGUAUAAUACGGGGCAUAUUGAUGACGAUACACUGUCAACUGACAGAGGAAAGAGCAACUACUAUGCUCACGAUAUCUUGAGCAGACUUCAAGGUUGGAACGGGUGGAGAGGGGGAUGCGAGAAGAGCAGGGGGUGUGAUGGGCUGGGUUUUGAGGAUAGGAAUUGCUGGUGA
Molecule: messenger RNA, 846 nt
Organism: Paraphaeosphaeria sporulosa
Lineage: Eukaryota; Fungi; Ascomycota; Dothideomycetes; Pleosporales; Didymosphaeriaceae
Exons: 2
Coding region: 1-846 (281 amino acids)
Source: RefSeq, a predicted model, not a curated record